AUGCUGGCCUGCCUUGCCGUGUCAAUCUUGAUGCAAAUUCAGCUUAGUGUCGACUCUUUUUCGAAAGGGAGCCCCCACGCCCUGUUAGCGCGGGAGCGGGUGGACAUUCUGAUCGGCAUGGCCCGCGGCCUCGAGUACCUCCACAGCUUUGGCAUCGUGCACCGCGACAUCAAGCCCGCCAACAUCCUGCUCGACCACAACAUGCAGCCCAAGAUAGCGGACUUUGGGCUGGUGAGGCAUGGCGAGGGCACGUCGGUGAUUGCCACGAGGGUGAUGGGCACACCGGGCUAUGUGGACCCGGCUUACUACAAGUCACAGAAGGCCACGCCCAAGGCUGACGUGCACAGCUUCGGAGUGGUGAUGCUGACGCUCAUCACAGCGCGCAAGGCCAUCUACAACGCGGAGGCAGAUCAGAUCAACCUCAAGCAGUGGGUGGCUCCACUGCUAGCCGCCGGCGAUGCAGGUGCCAUCAAGGACCCGCAGCUGGAGGCGCCGGACGACUUGGUGCUGCGCAUGGCCCGCCUGGCCUUGCGCUGCACCGCCAUGCCCACCGCCUCGCGCCCCUCCAUCAGCCGCGUGCUCGGCGAGCUGCUCGUCAUGAAGGAGGAGUUUCUCGGGCAGGACGAGGACCGCAUGGCGGCGCGCAUUGACCGCGAGCUCGAGAGCUCCGAGAAUGUCAACCUCAGCAUGGAGAUUGCACGUGCCCAGGGAGCAAGGAGCAGCGGAGGAAUCUCGAGCAGCUCGUGA
Messenger RNA from Closterium sp. Yama58-4, 747 nucleotides. NCBI's taxonomy places the organism in Eukaryota, Viridiplantae, Streptophyta, Zygnematophyceae, Desmidiales, Closteriaceae. The record is from the annotation of a GenBank genome assembly.